Molecule: messenger RNA, 948 nt
Organism: Choloepus didactylus (southern two-toed sloth)
Lineage: Eukaryota; Metazoa; Chordata; Mammalia; Pilosa; Megalonychidae
Product: olfactory receptor 2G3-like
Exons: 1
Coding region: 1-948 (315 amino acids)
Biological process (GO): G protein-coupled receptor signaling pathway
Cellular component (GO): membrane
Molecular function (GO): olfactory receptor activity; G protein-coupled receptor activity
Source: RefSeq, a predicted model, not a curated record
AUGAAAAGGAUUAAUGAGAGUUUGGGAGGUGAUUUCAUACUGGUGGGCUUCUCUGACCAGCCACAGCUUGAGAAGAUCCUCUUUGUGAUUGUGCUAAUUUCCUACCUCCUGACAUUGGUGGGCAACACAGCCAUCAUCCUGGUCUCCUGCCUGGAUCCCAUGCUCCACACUCCCAUGUACUACUUUCUCUCUAAUCUCUCCUUUGUUGACCUCUGCUUUACUACAAGCAUCGUUCCCCAGCUGCUGUGGAACCUCCACGGUCCAGCCAAGACUAUUACCCCUCUGGGCUGUGCCAUUCAACUCUAUGUGUCCCUCGCCCUGGGGUCCACGGAGUGUGUGCUCCUGGCCGUCAUGGCAUUCGAUCGUUACGCUGCUGUGUGCAGACCACUCCAUUACGCCACAGUUAUGCACCCACGACUUUGUCAGUCUCUCGCUGGCGCGGCAUGGUUGAGUGGAGUCGGCAACACCCUCAUACAGGGCACCAUCACCCUCUGGCUGCCCCUCUGUGGGAACCGCAGAAUUCACCACUUCAUCUGUGAAGUGCCGGCCAUGAUCAAGUUGGCCUGUGUAGACAUUCAUGCCAACAAGGUCCAGCUCUUUGUGGGGUCCUUGGUCCUGCUCCUCCUCCCCCUGGCCCUCAUCCUGGUCUCCUAUGGCUACAUCGCCCAGGCAGUGAUGAGGAUCAGGUCGGCCCAAGCCUGGCGUAAAGCCCUCGGCACGUGUGGGUCCCACCUGUUGGUGGUGACGCUCUUCUAUGGGACCAUCACAGCUGUCUAUAUCCAGCCCAACAGCUCCUAUGCCCACAGUCGGGGCAAGUUCAUAACCCUUUUUUACACGGUAGUCACUCCCACCCUCAACCCCCUCAUUUACACUCUGAGAAACAAAGAUGUAAAGGGAGCAUUGAAGAGGCUGGUGAGAACAGAUCAGCGCACAGUAGAAAAAUUCUGA